This is a messenger RNA of Actinia tenebrosa (Australian red waratah sea anemone), 1948 nucleotides long. RefSeq names its product alpha-1A adrenergic receptor. The record is from RefSeq and is a predicted model, not a curated record. Gene Ontology annotation, cellular component: plasma membrane. NCBI's taxonomy places the organism in Eukaryota, Metazoa, Cnidaria, Anthozoa, Actiniaria, Actiniidae. Gene Ontology annotation, molecular function: G protein-coupled receptor activity. Gene Ontology annotation, biological process: G protein-coupled receptor signaling pathway.
UCAUGUGAAUAAGACAUGUUUUCUCAUAUGACUGCCAAGCCAAACAUCUGUUUCAAUAAAAGAGACAUUCAGGCGUUAUAGUGAUUGACAACAAAGCUGUUUGGUUUGCCUUCAGAAUAAAGUCAUAUUCAUCUUUCAAGUUGAGAACAAUUCAACCUCGACCAAAGUUCAUUAAAUUCAAACUCAAUGCAUUUGGACAGCUUGGUAUCGAGGGAAAAUCUCGUUCAAUCGUACAGCCGGAAAUCUUUCAUGAAUGCGAGAAGAAAAAAAUCUCAAAAGUCAAUCUAGGAACCGCGUACAUCAAGGGUGGGACGUUCGGUUUGUAUUUCCGUUUUAAUUGUUUAUUUAAGGCUUUUCUGACUUAACCUUGAUACACCUGUCCUCUGGCAAUACUCUCAAGUCGGCCUUUUAGAAAACCAGGAGUCGUUUUAUCCUAUAAUUAUCCUAGAUAGAAACAGAUCGAACAAUACUACAGAGGAUUCCUGUAUGUGACAGAAACAGUAUCUGUGGAGCGAUAAAGCCUAGAGGCAGUACGCGGAACUGAACCAGAGGUAUCGAGAAAGUGACUACAAGAGCGACAGUUGAAUGAUAGAGGUCUUCCUCACCAAUGUCAACAGUCAUGGAUCGACCUUCACUCUCUGUACGAAACACUACACAAAGCCCCAUAGUUGACAUAGCAACUAUCUGUCGUCUUUCAACAACAGUUGAAAACCUUGCUCAGGGAUUUUUCCUGAUUGUCAUAUCAAUCAUCACCGUACUUGGAAACAGUGCUAUAUGUUGUGGUAUCCUGUGGAAUCGUAUGCUUCAUCGAUAUACCAACUAUCUUGUCGUAUCGUUAGCAGUAUCAGACUUGAUGGUAGCUGUGUUUUCGCUACCUUUUCGAAUUCAUCAAACUCUACACAAUACUGGCUGGUGUCUUGGAAAGAACGCCUGUAUAUUUUGGAUAUGGAUUGAUUUAUUAUGUCGCUGUGCAUCGUUUGCUAACCUCGCUCUUAUCGCACUGGAUCGCUUCUUAGCGACUAUCUUCCCACAAAGGUACCAUCGUAUCAUCACUACCAACUCGGGCACUUUUUUGUUACUCUUCGUCUGGCUAGACGCCCUUGUUAUCUCGUCUCUAGGGCUGACAAACUGGACGUUGCCCAAUGCUCCUCUUGUUGGUCUUACGAAUUUCGGCUGUUCAAAAACGCAUGAUCCUUAUUUCUAUACUUUUGCUGCAGUCGUUGGAUUCUUCCUGCCUUUGUACAUUAUUGGUAUUUCAUAUACGUAUGUUCUUGUCGCAGGGUUGUCUCACUGGAAGGCGACCUCUAAAGCCAUCCACCCGACUCCCCCUCCAAUCGCUGAUGGAAAUAAAGCUAGUAACAGACUUGCUCUUGGGCGAGAGAUCAAGGCAGCACAGACCUUAGCGAUUGUAAUUGGUUCCUUUGUGAUCUGUUGGCUACCAUUCUUUGUCAUCUUACUAGUUGUCUAUUGGUGCCCUUCGUGUUUGAGUCAGCUCAAUAAGCCCAUUAAUGUAACGUUUAUCUAUGUUCUACCAAACAUCACUAGUGCUCUCAACCCCAUCAUAUUUUUCAUUUUCAGUAGGAAAUUGAGAGAAGCUUUUUUGAAAUUUUGUAGCUCGAUUACUAAAAUAGUUAAUAGAGUUUUUUUUGAGGGUGAUGCCGAUGUUCAUGAUGAUGCUAAUGAUAGCGACGAUGAUGAUGAAUAUUAUUAUUAUKAUGUCGUUAGUGGUGAUGAUGAUGACGUUGGUGCUGGAGGUGGUGUCGAUGAUGAUGAUGGUGGUGGUGGUGAUGAUGAUGAUGCUGUUACUGGUGAUGGCUGUUAUUGUUGGUGGAGGUGGUGGUGGUGGAUGGUGAUGUUGUUGGUUGCGGUGCUGAUGAUGAUGAAGAUGUUGUUGGUGAUGAUGGUGGUGGAGAUGAUGACGGUGCUGUUGGUGGUGCUGAUGAUGUAG